Messenger RNA from Spodoptera exigua (beet armyworm), 732 nucleotides. NCBI's taxonomy places the organism in Eukaryota, Metazoa, Arthropoda, Insecta, Lepidoptera, Noctuidae. The record is from the annotation of a GenBank genome assembly.
AUGUUCUUUAAGGUACUUUGCCUACUAUCUGUGGCCGUUGCGGUGGUCUCCGCUUACGGACAUUCAUCCCAGUUCGUCCACAAAUACGAUGGACACCACGAGCCUGUACACCAUGGGCAUGGUCACCAUGAUUAUUACACUCACCCAAAGUUCGAGUUCGGCUACAAAGUGGACGACGCGCACACGGGCGACCACAAGUCGCAGCACGAGCACCGCGACGGUGACGUCGUCAAGGGCCACUACUCGCUGCACGAGCCUGACGGCUCCGUCAGGGACGUGCACUACCACGGCGACCACCACAGCGGUACCUACGUUUACAUGUGCAAAAAAAUCUCUCAGAUUGAUAACUCGUCACUCGAGGUUGUACUAAUCGCCACCGUAGUUGUUGCGGCCACCGCGCAGUCCCAAGGAGGUCACGACCUCCACCAUAGUCAUGCCUCCUCCUCACAGAGCAUCAAGCAGCAUCAUGGAAAAGCUACUGAAAAACAUGUCGAAUACUAUUCUCACCCUAAGUACGAGUUCGCGUACAAAGUGGAGGACCCUCACACCGGUGACAAGAAGUACCAGCACGAGGCGCGCGACGGUGACGUCGUGAAGGGCGUGUACAGUCUGCACGAGCCCGACGGUACUGUCAGGAUCGUCGAGUACCACGCUGAUAAGAAGACUGGAUUCAAUGCUAACGUGAGACGUGAGGGUCACGCUAAACAUAUAGUUCCUGAGCACCACCACUAA